CAAUAAAGAAACAAAGAAUGAGCUCGCGUAUGAUAUGUUUGUGUUUCUUGAGUGUUUUAUUGAAUGUAAAAAAAAAAGAUUAUAUUGAAUGUAAACGUCUUGUGUUAAGAUGUUGAUGAUGAGAGAUGAGAUGGAUGUGAUGUGCUGUAAAUCAGUAGGAACUGAUCUGUCUAUGCUGGAUAUUGAGGAUUUCAUCACAGAAAUCUCUCAGCUGAAGAAAGAGGUGGCGUUACUGGAAACAAAGCUGAGGUUAAGAGGAGAUGAAGGACUGAAGAGAGAGGAUGUGGUUUGUUGUGAAUCUUCAGUGUAUUUGACUGAUGGACGUCUGGAUUCAGUGUGGAUGAGCAGAGAUCAGAGCCGCACACCACAGACACUGCUGGACUCUAAACUCUCUGAAGAGAAAUCCAGACACACACAGAACUCAGAGCUCAGUCUCACUUUACUCGGUUAUACUGAGUCAAAGCCCACAAACACUCAGUACACUACAGUGUGUGACAGUAAACAGAGCUUACAGGAGGAUCAAACCUCCACAGAGUCUCUAGAUUCUGUCUGUAAUGCUGGAGAACAUCAACAGAUCCUGCAGACCACAAUGAAGAUGUGUUCAGUUAAACUGGAGGACUGUGGGAACCUGAUGGUGGAGAUAAAAACAGAACCCACAGCAGAUGAAUAUGAAGACGAUCAUAAUGAUGGUCAUGAGUUUAUUCUCUCAGACGUGAAGAGUGAAUCAUGUUGUGAUGGAGAAAUAAAGUCCUCAACAUCAGAAGAGCGACUGACAGCACAAACUCAAAAGAAGAAACUUCAUUCAGAAGAGCAAAGAGAGACGAAGUCGUCGUCGUUUAACUGUGAACAAUGUGGGAAGGGUUUUGAUUUCUUAUUUCAGCUGAAAAGCCACAUGAGGACACACAGUGAUGAAAAACAUUUCUACUGCAAUGAUUGUGGCAAUUACUACAGCAGCAAAAAAAGUCUUAGUUUGCAUAAGAGAAUUCACAAAGAAGAGAAACUGUAUGAGUGUCCUCACUGUGACAAGACAUUCAACUACCAAUCCAAUAUGAAGAAACAUGUGCGUUUACACACCAAUGAGAAACCGUAUCAGUGCAGUCAAUGUGGAAAAACCUUCACACAGUCAUGCACUUUAAAGCGACAUGAAAAAACACACUGUCAAGAGAAACUCUAUCCAUGUUCAUACUGUGAUAAAUGUUUCAGUGAUAAAUCUCAUCUGAUAAACCAUGAGAGAGUUCACACAGGAGAGAAGCCUUACGUCUGUAGUGUUUGUGGGAAGAGUUUUAAUCAGCAAAAAAAUUUAGUGAGACACCAGAGAACUCAUACAGGUAAAAAACCUUACAAAUGCUCUCAGUGUGACAAGACGUUUACUCAGUCAGGUUACUUAACAAUCCACGAGAGGAUUCAUUCUGGAGAGAAACCUCAUCACUGCAGUGUUUGUGGGAAGAGUUUUAAUCGGCGUGAACAUUUAUUGAAACACCAGAAAACUCAUACAGGUGAAAAACUUUAGAAAUGCUCUCAGUGUGUGAAGAUGUUUCCUUACCCUUCCGAUCUUUUUAGUCCUGCUGGUAAAGUUGAUCCAUCAGCUUGGUUUUCUGGGUCUCCAUAAAGCUGUACUGGAUUAAAGUUGUUUAAUUUUGUAGUAUUCUUACAGUUGUCUUUUUUGUUUUGUUCUUUGUAUUAACCCUAAUAAGACCCUUGUGGUCAAUUCUACCCCAAGCCACUUUUCUUUAGUUUAAAAACAUUGAUUUCCUUCAUCUCAGUGGAAUAAGAUUUUGUGACUUUACCAGAUAAUUUGUCAAGAAUCAAAAAACUGGGCUUGAUUCGGUCGUUCUAAAGAGGCGUAAAAAAAUCACUUAAUUAGUUCCUUUGGGGGUAAAAAUGACCCCAAUUGAAAUGAAUGAAAAAUUAUUUUUAUUUGUCAAAAAAAAUCAUCCGGAAUAAAUCAUAAAAUUUCAGCACAGAGGCCUGGUACUAGAGCACAAAUGUUGCAUAGAAAAUACAUGCUCAAUCACACACACAAACAGAAACACACAAACACACAAAGGUAUGACUGCCACAGAGAGCAUUUCUAAUAGAAUUUGGCAAAAAACAGCCACAGAUGCAAAACAAAGAUAUAAAAUACACAGGUGUGCGCACACACAUGUACGCACAUACACACACAAACACAGACUCACACACAAAGACACAGUAAAAC
Misgurnus anguillicaudatus (oriental weatherfish) is the source of this 2197-nucleotide messenger RNA. The record is from RefSeq and is a predicted model, not a curated record. Lineage: Eukaryota; Metazoa; Chordata; Actinopteri; Cypriniformes; Cobitidae.